This is a messenger RNA of Sesamum indicum (sesame), 1963 nucleotides long. RefSeq names its product serine carboxypeptidase-like 45. Gene Ontology annotation, molecular function: serine-type carboxypeptidase activity. The record is from RefSeq and is a predicted model, not a curated record. Gene Ontology annotation, cellular component: vacuole. NCBI's taxonomy places the organism in Eukaryota, Viridiplantae, Streptophyta, Magnoliopsida, Lamiales, Pedaliaceae. Gene Ontology annotation, biological process: proteolysis.
UGCAGAGCCCAGAUUUCCAUUCCCUUUAUCAUCUUUCUUGAUUCACUAAUUCAUACCUGACUUAGUUCAUCAGCACACAGUUCACAUAGUGAAAGAAGCAAAGUGGCAAAGUCAUUUUUUGAGAAAAUGGUUUUGACUCUUUCUCAUCUCACAUCACAAUCAUCACCACGCACAAAAGUCUACAACACGACAAAAGUUAAAUUACAACAAUAUCAGCAAAAGGAACAUGACUCUCUCCCAGCCCACCUUCAUAUAAUGCCUCCCAUCUGAGUUACAUUUUAGGUGCUGUGCCUCUACUUUUUCUCUUCUUGUUGUUCAACUUCUUUACUUGUGUGUGGCCUGGAUUUCAAAGUCAUGACAGCCAUUUUAAAGAUGGUAGCUUUUAUGGCUUUAUUUGGGCAAGUGUGCUUUUCCAUGAAGUGGGAUGAUUCUUUCUCUCAACUGUCAGUAGCUGACAGGAUAUCCCAGCUGCCUGGGCAGCCCCGAGUCAGCUUCCAGCAGUUUUCUGGUUAUGUGAAUGUUGAUGAGAAGGAGGAGAGGGCUCUCUUCUACUAUUUUGUUGAAGCUGAAACUGAUCCAGCUUCCAAGCCUCUGGUUCUCUGGUUGAAUGGAGGGCCUGGUUGUUCAUCUUUGGGUGUUGGGGCAUUUUCUGAAAAUGGACCAUUCAGGCCCAGUGGGAAUGCUGCCCUUGUCAGGAAUGAGUAUAGCUGGAACAAAGAAGCAAAUAUCUUGUAUUUGGAGUCACCCAUUGGAGUGGGGUUCUCUUAUUCUGUAAAUUCUUCUUCCUAUGAAGGCGUAAAUGACAAGAUCACAGCCCGGGACAACUUGGUGUUCUUGCAAAACUGGUUCCUCAAGUUCCCACAGUACAGAAACAGAAGCUUGUAUAUUACUGGAGAGAGCUAUGCUGGCCAUUAUAUUCCUCAGCUGGCAGAGCUAAUGCUCCACUUCAACAAGAAAGAAAAGAUAUUCAACUUGAAAGGAAUUGCACUUGGGAAUCCAGUACUAGAGUUUGCCACUGAUUUCAACUCAAGGGCUGAAUUCUUCUGGUCUCAUGGACUAAUAUCAGAUACAACAUACAAGUUGUUCACUUCUGCCUGCAAUUAUUCGCGAUAUGUUAGCGAAUACUACAGAGGUUCCCUAUCUCCAAUCUGUUCCAAGGUGAUGAGCCUUGUCACUACUGAAACCAGCAGAUUUGUUGACAAAUACGACGUCACUCUUGAUGUUUGUAUCUCCUCUGUGCUCUCUCAGUCCAAAGUUCUUAGUCCUCAGCAAGUUACUGAGAACAUAGAUGUAUGUGUGGAGGACGAGACGGUGAAUUACUUGAACAGACGAGAUGUUCGAAAUGCUCUUCAUGCUCGUCUUGUGGGAGUCAAUAGAUGGCUUGUUUGCAGCAACAUACUGGAUUACGAACUGCUUGACAUAGAGAUACCCACAAUCAAUGUUGUUGGUAGAAUAAUCGAGGCGGGAAUCCCAGUCUUGGUCUACAGUGGUGAUCAGGAUUCCGUCAUACCGUUAACCGGGAGCCGAAAACUGGUCCAUAGACUGGCUCGAGAACUGAAAUUGAGAACAACUACACCAUACAGAGUGUGGUUUGCGGGGAUGCAGGUUGGAGGCUGGACUCAGGUGUAUGGCAAUAUCCUCUCAUUUGCCACCGUAAGAGGGGCAUCUCAUGAAGCUCCGUUUUCACAGCCGGAGCGAUCCCUUGUGCUUUUCAAGGCCUUCCUGGAAGGCAGGCCUCUACCAGAAGAGUUCUGAGCUGCUUACUUCCUCCACCACAACAAGAUUUAAAUUGAACUGUAAGUAAAAAUGUUGAGGUGUAGGCCACCGUUAUCUCCCUGAUCAUGUUAAAAAGAAUUAAAUUUGUUGGUUCGUUGUCGAGUUCCCCAGAUUUCCCAUAUGCUGUAAUCCAAAAAUUUUGUAAAAAAUGUUUCUGAUAUGAAUGAAAAAUCAAUCAAGUCGAGUA